UACUCCACUUGUCCCUCCCGAGAUCAGAAACACGUCAACAUGCCGCCAACACAUCUGGGAAACGCUCUGAUACUAGGAGUUGUGAUCCAUCAUGUUGCAAUGGGGCUGCUCUCUAGAUCCCCCGAAUGCCUGAGGUCGAUAGAUACCUGCAUCUCUGAUCUGUGCAGAAACAUGGAACAGGCAGGUGCUAUUGGCUCACUGUGUGGCGAUGACGGGUGUCAAAUAAUAGGCUCGGAGGUCUGUAACGUGAGCGUGGGGGCCAUGCUGGAGCAGUUCCCGUCACUGCAGCAGUGUAUGUGUGAGGAGGAGGAGGAGCCCUGUCGCUCUCUGCAAGCACUCACAACACAAUGCCACCAGAAACCAGCUCUGCGGAAGAGAAGCACGCCUGCAGAGAUGGACUGGAAAGCCAGCAAUUUACUCGGCGUCGUGUCCAGCGACGGUGGGUCCUGCCUGAAGCGGAUCGGGACGUGUCUCGCCGACCCGGUCUGCAACCGGAACCUCUGGCCGCUGCUGGAGGCGUGCGGCGAGGAGCGGUGCGACGGCACGCGCUGUCGGGGCGCGUCCCGGCACUUCUACGGGGGCCUGCCCGCGUCCGUGGCCGACCUGCUGGUGAUGUGUGACUGCGGGCCCGGGGAGAAGGACUGCCAGCGCAUGGCCGCCAGGCUGCACAGUGGCACGUGCGGCGGUGAAAUGUGGAGUUGUCAGGAAGGGGUUAGCCACUGCUGGACGGACCAGAGCUGCAGCUUUACAUCGAAAUGCUGGGAUGCGGAGAGUGCGACGUGCGGGGAAUAUGACGAUGGAAAUGAGGAGUGCGUUUGGCAGAUGGAACCAGCUCUCCUUCUCAGCGGAGAGGCCGAGUGCAGAACGGCAUUCCUCGCGUUGAUGGGCACCCCACUUCAGUACCCGUGUACCUGCACGGGCUUGAACUCCCGCGAGCGGCAGAGAUGCGACACCCGGGACUCUGGCCAACAUUGGUGGAUUCUAACAAAACCUUUGACACUGGGGAAUCGAAGUCUGAUGGACACACCUGGGUGACUGGCCACCUCCUUUACGGGCUGAUAUACUUGGCCCUCAUUGUAAUCGUCAUUUUAGUGACCACUGGGAUUCUCUGUAAAUCUGGUGUGCUGAGGAAAAAAGGCCAAACCCAGUUUCACCCCCAGGGGAAACCAACAUGUGUGGCUAUUCUCUGACAAACUAAACAAACGUUUCUCUGUCAUGAAGAGGGGAAAGAACA
Messenger RNA from Gadus chalcogrammus (walleye pollock), 1234 nucleotides. Its product is annotated as GDNF family receptor alpha-like. Gene Ontology annotation, cellular component: external side of plasma membrane; signaling receptor complex. Lineage: Eukaryota; Metazoa; Chordata; Actinopteri; Gadiformes; Gadidae. The coding region runs from base 40 to 1035 and encodes 331 amino acids. Gene Ontology annotation, molecular function: signaling receptor activity. The transcript has 10 exons. Gene Ontology annotation, biological process: nervous system development. The record is from RefSeq and is a predicted model, not a curated record.